UACCAUGGUGGAAUCAGCAGACCCGACACUCUCUGUCCAGGCAGGACAUAGCCUGGGACCGACACAGAGAACCCACAGUGGGGACACAUCAACUCCAACCAUCUGGACAGGGACUCCUUCAACACUGACUUACAGUAUUCCUCAUUCAGAAGAGACUGCUCUUGGGAGUGUGUCAAGGACAAGUACACUUUCUGUGACGGAAACAACUUCUGAGUCCUCCCCCUCCUCUUCCCCUGUCAAGGCCUUGACCCCUGAGUCCUCCAUGUUAGCACAGGACAACACUCUUUUUUCUCAAUCCAUUCCUUCGCCGCUCACAUCUGGGCUGAACGAGACCACACAUGACCUGAGCAUGAGCCCGGUUUUGGUAACCAGUCCCCCUCCUUUCCCGAGGAUGGGAUCGAGAGAGGCCAGUAGCUCUGAGGGAGCAAGCUCCACUGCAGAGACCCGCAGUGAUCUUUCUGAAUCACCUGCUACUGCUAUGACCAAGGUGUCCAAGACAGAACUUUUUUCUAGCCAAGAAUAUGGUGCAGCUCCACCCGCAGAGUCACCACAAACCCUUAGCAGGAAGAGCUCCUCUUUCUCUAAUCCCCUUGACAUGAUGGAACCUGCCAAGAUGACUACCAUCAACCAUGCGGGUUCUCCAGGGACAAUAACACAGAGCACCAUCACUGGGGAAAAGCCAACCAUGACAUGGUGGGCAGGGACCACGUCAGUGGAGACUCGCAACUCAGAGAUGACCAGUCUUCCAAGCACGGGUCCUGAGAAUGUGUCAAGGGCAAGCACGACCUCUGUGGGUGAGGCAGCCUCACACUUGGCCUCCUUGUCUCCCUCUGCCAUAAACUCUUGGUUGUCUGUCUCCUCCACGGUUACAGAGAGCAGCACCUCCUCCCCUCUGAUUGUCACUUCUGGUCUGAUGGAGAUCACUGAAGUUUUAAGUCCAAUCCCAGAACCAGAAUCUAGUCUCUCUCCACAUCUGACUAGUGCCCCAGCGAAUGUUCUGACCUCCUCCGAAGUCAAAAUAGAGUCACAGCAGACUUCUUCCUUAGACACGUCAGGAUGCAAGUAUUUUACCAUCAACCCCUGA
Molecule: messenger RNA, 1084 nt
Organism: Ochotona princeps (American pika)
Lineage: Eukaryota; Metazoa; Chordata; Mammalia; Lagomorpha; Ochotonidae
Product: mucin-16-like
Exons: 2
Coding region: 5-1084 (359 amino acids)
Source: RefSeq, a predicted model, not a curated record